AUGACAUCCUGCCGGUCUUCUCUCCAGCCCCUACUCUGGACAACAUACCUGAUCUGGACAACAUGUUCAUACUGGUCUGCGUCGGCGACGGUCCUCAACGUCACCAUCGAUGAUACCUACGGAGACACGCUCACUGGGGGUUCAAUGCACUACUCCCCGGAGAACGCAUGGAAGGCGAACUUGAACUGUACGGGCUGCAAGGCGCAGCCGGACCCGCUAUCCGCACUCGGCGGGACUUGGCACGAGAGUGCUAUACCGCAGAGCGGGUCUGCCGUUGUCCCUACAGUCGUAGUCGAAUUUGAAGGAUCCGCGGUGUAUGUGUACUGCAUAAUCCCGGACUCACGCGCAAGCGUAGAUGGCUUCCCAAAUAUGCGCUUCGUGCUUGAUGGCGUGCUCGCCGGAUCGUACUCGCUGAAGCCGCCCGCGGGGACCGGGGCGUACGACUACCACACGCUCGUGUUCGCGAGCCAGUCGCUCGCGUCAGAGUUGCACGUCCUGGAGAUUGAGAACGGCGUGCCCCAGUCUGGGGGGUCGAUUCUCCUGCUGGAUUACAUCCUGUAUACCACGGACGCUAACGUCACGAGCGUUGCAACGAAUGUAUCCUCCAUCCCCCUUUCCACCGUGUCCGCAUCCGCGACCCCGAUCCCUACGACCCAACCGACCGGUGGCCUCUCCCAACCUGGCGGGAGCGGGUACUCAAACAUCCUGCGCAUAGCCCUCGGCGUAACGUUCGGAGGCGGACUCCUGGUGACCGCGGCACUCGCGUGGGCGACCGCGUGGUACAACAAGCGCAAACGGCAACAACGCGUCGCGCCCUCGACAGAGUUCAUGCGACAGAUCGAGAUGGGAGAUGCACCAACGUUCGGCGGUGCGAGAUCGGGGCCGGGGAUGGGUGCCAGUGUCAGCGCAGCGGAGGGGGCGGGGCGGACGACGCGAGAGCCUUCGAGUCCUGCGGCGGGGGCUCUGACGGAAGCUAUGGGUGUAGCUGUCAGUGAUGAAGCUGGGCCCUCUUCUGGGAUCCUGGAGGUGUCGAGGUAG
Trametes versicolor FP-101664 SS1 is the source of this 1038-nucleotide messenger RNA. RefSeq lists its product as uncharacterized. The transcript has 4 exons. Bases 1 to 1038 code for a protein of 345 amino acids. NCBI's taxonomy places the organism in Eukaryota, Fungi, Basidiomycota, Agaricomycetes, Polyporales, Polyporaceae. The record is from RefSeq and is a predicted model, not a curated record.